Betta splendens (Siamese fighting fish) is the source of this 7081-nucleotide messenger RNA. RefSeq names its product nuclear factor of activated T cells 5b (gene nfat5b). NCBI's taxonomy places the organism in Eukaryota, Metazoa, Chordata, Actinopteri, Anabantiformes, Osphronemidae. The coding region runs from base 130 to 4113 and encodes 1327 amino acids. Gene Ontology annotation, cellular component: transcription regulator complex. The record is from RefSeq and is a predicted model, not a curated record. Gene Ontology annotation, molecular function: transcription factor binding; DNA-binding transcription factor activity, RNA polymerase II-specific; RNA polymerase II cis-regulatory region sequence-specific DNA binding. Gene Ontology annotation, biological process: cytokine production; regulation of transcription by RNA polymerase II; calcineurin-NFAT signaling cascade. The transcript is spliced from 14 exons.
ACUCGGCGGCGCGGUGACAGCGGCCACAGUCGCGGCGGCAGCGUGUCACUCGGUGCCUGACAGCGGCUGUUCUGACGCUUCCUGCGAGAAUCCCGUCGGCGACGGGGGUCUGUGUGCUGUGCGACUGCCAUGCCCUCUGACUUCAGCUCCCUUUUCAGCGGGGACCAAGACCUGAAUUCUCCCAGAUCCACGUGCUCUAAAGUUUAUGACCUUCCACCCAGAGACCUGCAGCUGCCGCCUUUCUCCACGCAGACAAACACCGAGGCUAUGAGUAAGACGGGCGGCGGAGAGGCCGGGCCCCCCCUUCCCCCUUCGGCUCCUCGUGCACCAGAUGCCAUGUCCUCCUCUAUGACCAUGGACGGCCCCCGCAGUGCUUUUCCCACCUCCUCCAGCUCGACCCUCCAUGCCAGUUCCUCACCGUGUGACCAGAACCCGGGUCAGAGAAGCAAUGUUGACCCAGAGGCCCCCCGGGGCAGCAGAGCCGUACCGGACGCUGCCGGAGGAGACGGUGGGAACGGUAGCGACGAGCCGGGAGACGGGAGAGGCGUCACAUCCCAGGAGGCCCCGCCCCAUCACCAGGUGACGCCAUCGAAGCGUCGCACCGUGCUCAACAUCUCUCCACCGCCACAAGACCUUUUUGAUGACGGCCACGUGUCCUGCCAGGAUGACACAACCCUGGACUCGGAGCAGAGUAACAGCAUCUGGAUGGACGACACCGUCUCCAACUUCAGCAUCAUGAGCACCGUCUCCUACAACGACAACACGGAGGUGCCGCGAAAGUCCCGCAAGCGCACGCCUCGCCAGCGGCCUGGUCCUAAAGCCGCGCGUGCAGAGGAAGCCAGCAUGGACAUGUUCGAUGCAGACAGCGCCAAGGGGCCACACUUUGUCCUGUCACAGCUCGGACCUGACAACAAGACCGGACCAAAAGGAAGCUCUGAGAAUCCUCAGACAAACAACCAGAAAGGUGGAACUCUGUCAAUGCAAUACCCGCAGAAGAGUGAGGGGAAGGAGCUGAAGAUCCUGGUCCAGCCGGAGACGCAGCACCGAGCUCGCUACCUGACGGAAGGCAGCCGGGGGUCGGUGAAGGACCGCGUCCAGCAGGGCUACCCCACCGUGAAGCUGGAGGGGGUGAACGAGCCGGCGCUCCUGCAGAUUUUUGUGGGGAACGACGCCGGGCGCGUGAAGCCUCACGGGUUCUACCAAGCCUGCAGAGUGACAGGCCGCAACACUACCGCCUGCAAGGAGGUGGUGAUCGACGGCACCACCGUCAUCGAGGUGUCGCUCGAACCGAGCAACAACAUGACGCUGGCGGUGGACUGCGUCGGGAUCUUGAAGCUACGCAAUGCGGAUGUGGAGGCCCGCAUUGGUCUGGUCGGCUCGAAGAAGAAGAGCACUCGCGCUCGCCUUGUGUUUCGUGUCAACAUUCCCUGUGCAGACGGAUCCGUGCUUACACUACAGACUCCCUCAUCUCCAAUCCUGUGUACCCAACCUGCAGGGUUGCCCGAAAUCCUGAAGAAGUCGCUGCACAGCUGUUCGGUGAGGGGCGGGGAGGACGUCUUCAUCAUCGGCAAGAACUUUCUUAAAGACGCUAAAGUCAUUUUUCAUGAAAAUGUUUCAGAUGAGAAUUCAUGGAAGGCCGAGGCUGAAAUUGACAUGGAGCUGUUUCACCAGAACCACCUAAUAGUGAAGGUUCCACCGUACCAGAACCAAGACAUCGCCUCUGGAGUCUGCGUUGGAAUCUAUGUGCUGACAAAUGCUGGAAAGUCUCAUGACGUUCAACCUUUCACCUACACGCCAGAUCCAGGACCCUCUACAGAUGGGAAGGCAAAGCAUGAUGUUAACGUGAAGAAAGAGACGCGCUCCCCAGUGAAGACUUGCUCAUUUGACAAACAAAUGAAAGUUUUGGAUGGAGCCCUGAUGCCUUUGGUGAAGAGAGAAGAAGUCACUCCGAUGGAGGUGACCAGCAACCUCCAGUCUUCUGGGCAGACUGAGGACCUGUGUCCAGCCCAGCAGAACACAGACUUAUCCAUAGGACAUCUAAACAAAAACAUAGCAUUCUCCAACAACCUCCCUCCGUCUGCAUCGGACCCUGACAAAGGCCAGUCCCCGGUGUUUCCCAACACCGAGCCUUUAAGCACCAUCCAGGAACAAGACAUUGUUGCCACCAGCUCAUUCCCUAUGCCUGCAGAUUCCCUGCUCCAGCAAGGUGCUCAGCAGUUCAUUCUAGAGCCCAGAGAAGGCCUUGGCCAGGAGCGGCCAGGCAGCAGCUCUGGAGCCGUAGGAAGGCUGUGUGGGGAAGGUGUGCACCAGCAACAGCAGCUGUCCCUGUUCCCUCCAGACGAAGUGGCUCAGCUGGAGGAGGCGGUGAGACAACUUAAAGCCAAAGGCUUCUGUAGCUUGCCGCUGCAGUCCGACGGCUCCAUGGCCAAGAAGCAGCAGCAACGCAUUCAGCAUCAGCAUCAGAUCCAGGGGCAUCAGAUCCAGCAGCAUCAGCAUCAGAUCCAGGAGCAUCAGCAUCAGAUGCAGGAGCAUCAGAUCCAGCAGCAUCAGCACCAGCAGCAACAGAUCCAGCUGCAGCAGCACCAGCAGCAGCACCAGCAGAUCCAGCAGCAGCAGCGGGUGCUGGAGAGCUUACAGCAGCAGCUGUUUCAGUCUCAGAUCCAGAUGCAGUGCAGCAUGUUUCAAGAUGCUGCUCAGGGCAAGAGCACAGAACAGCAGAGCUCUUCACAAGGCGUCGUGCCCAACCAGGGCUCUCUGUUCCAGCAGGCUCAACAGCAGCAGCAGCAGCAGCAGCAGCAGCAGCAGCAGCAGCAGCAACAAACGGCUCUCUUUCAGCAGGCGAGCGAUCUGCUUUCCAUUCAGACGGAAUACCUCCAGCAGACGCCCUCUCACCCUUCGCCGCCCAUGUUCCACAAUUCCAGCCCUUUGGGUGACGCGCCGGAUUCCCAGGUCCAGGCAGCUCUCUUCCAGAACACCAUGACCGUACUGCAGUCUCCGGAGCAGCAGCCUUCAACCCCCGGGCUUUUCCUUCCCCAGGCCUCGCUACCAACCCAGCUUACACCCAGCAGCUCACAGCACCAACAUCAGCAGCAGCAGCAGCAGCAGCAGCAGCAGCAGCAGCAGCAGCAGCAGCAGCUGGCCUUCCUCAGCGCGCUGCAGGCCCCUGCCCCGGAGCCGCAAUCAGUGUUUCAGCCCCAGACUCAGCUCUCCCCCAUCCAGCAGAGAGGCCCCAUGGAGCAGCAGCAAGCCGGCCAGCUCCAGUCCCACACACAGCCAUCCCAGCAGGCUUCCCUCUUUCAGAAUAUGUCCUCACAUUCGUCUGUAAACACUCUCUCCCAAGGCCAGCAGCAGCAGCAGCAGCAGCAGCAGGCUGGCCUACUGUUCUGCAGCUCCACACCGGACCAAGCCUCCGGCCUCAUGUUCAGCAGUCAGGCCCAAAUGCCUCCUCUGACCAGCAGCAGUCUAGUAGCUCAAGAGCCCCAAAACCCCUCUAUGCUCUUCUCCCAGGCCAGUAUGGUGCCGGCCAGCCAGCAGGAUCGCUCUGAGCCCAUGGCCCUGGGGAACCCCACGGAUCCACGGCAGCAGGUCAUGUUUCAGGAGCAGCAGCCCAUGCAGCUUGGCGGCAGCUCAAGCAGCCAGCAGGAGCAGCCCGUGGGCCUCUUCAUGCCUCAGUCCAACAUGGCCUCCCUGCAGGGGGGCCUGGCCCAAGAGCUGGCGCAGUCAGCGCUGUUUGCCACACAGAACGGCAUGGCGAGUCUCCAGACAACCACGUCUUCCCCCGUGCAGCAGCCAGGGGCUCUGUUUCAGACCGCCGUGAGUGGGAGCAUCAGUCAGGCCGGCCGGCCCCAGCAGCCGGGUCUGUUCCUCUUCGGGAUGCAGAACGAAUGUGGCCAGUUGAUGAACGCUCAAGGGAACACGCUGUCGGAUCAGAUCAUAGCCAUCAGCCAGUCUGGUCAGAACCAAAGGGAGAGCGACGCACACAUCCAGUCCCUGCUCAGCCAGUCCCUGUCCCAGUCUGGGUCCGUGCAGAACAACAUGGCCGCCUCUCAGAAGAUCGACGACCUGCUCGUCAGCCUGCAGGAGUCGGGCAGCAGCAUAACUCGUUCAUACUAACCUUCACACAAAUAGUACAUGCAGGUACACGUCUCACAGUCAUACCUUCCUGCCGUACUAGCACACCAUUAAUUCAGGAUAAACCCUGAAGACAAGUUAAACGUUUAAUAUCAUGUUGCUGGCCCUGCUUUGUCAGGCGGUUUGGCCAGGAAUGAUUGGAUCACUGAUUUUAAAAACACAAGAGGAAAAUGAGAUGGACUCCAGAUAAGAAUAAUGUGAUUAAUAAUGUCAUAGAAAAGAUAUACAUCACACGUAUUGAUGUGUUUUUGCUUUUAUCCUACUAGUGAGGUCACCUGCAGCAUCUUUGGGCUUUGUGCUGUUUUGUGGGGUGUUCUUCAGAGUGUACAGUGAUGUUCACGAUUCCCUUUAAUAUUUUUACAGGAGUUUCUAGUACAGCAGUGCACUUUGGACACUGCUGUACUAGAAACUGUGUAGUUAAAUGCAUUGAUGCCGCCGGUUGACACGAGUUUGAAGUUACUGUCACAUGACACAGCGCAUAUGUGCUGCAUAAAGGCUCGGAACAGAGAGGAGGCGGAGAAGUGAAGCAUAGAGGAUGUGGAGAUAUGAAUAACAAAUACUUCACUGUACAAGACUACGUCUGUACUAUAAUCAUAUGUAGGUGUAAAGGAUCUUAAAUAUACAUGUUGACACUUGUUUGAAUGUUUUAGCACCCAGCUUGCACACGUAAGGCCCUCUGGCAGCCUCGCAUUGACCACGAGGUACGUUUUGCUGAAGCAAAAAAUCAACCUGCGAUCGUCUACGGUGGCGCGGUGGAGUUGGCCACAUCCAGCUGUGAACCGAUUCUUCCUUCCGUGCAUUUAUUUAAUCCUGAAAACCAGCUCAGAAACCUGGACAAUCAUUCACACAGUAUGACGGUUGCGCACUUAACAUGCAUCUUCAGUAGCAAGAAUAGAAUAUGAUAUAGUGUGUUAUUAUUGUAAUUCUCACUAUAAAAGUUAUGAGUUUUUGGCAUAACGCAGGUUGUGUGUUCGUGUGUUGUUUUGCAGGAUCAUUGUGCGUCAGGCACGCAUCGAUUUAAUAGUGUUCUUUUGACCAGUCUUAUUUAUGGGAGGUGUCUAAUGAAUGUGUGUUGACUACAACUGUACAGUUCUACAUUACAUCUGAGUUAAUGCGUUGACGUUCAGGAUCAAAGCCUGUUUUAACCAUUCAAACCUGUACGAUUUCAGACAGACUGAACAUUCUUGCCUCUGUUUGCCAGUGUCCUCAGCACCAAAGUUGCAUGCAUCCUGCUGAGAGGCCAGUUUUAAAACUUUUAUCCUCUAGUUCGUCUUUUAGACAAGCAUGCAUAGAUUGUGUAGUUUGGUGUGAUGCAUUGACACGUGUCUUUCUGUUUGUUGUGUUUUGGGGAGAAGCGGACGCGUGAACAAGGGGCUGGUCUCUUAGCUCGGGUUUUUUUGCCUCAGUUGUUGUCUUGUUUUCUAUGUUAGAAAUACGCCGUUAACAUUUUACAUCCUGUCAAAUCUGAAACGUUUGGUGUUUGAUCACACAGACUACAGUAAUGUAAACUUGACUAAUGUGACCUGAGUGUUUUUAAAGGGACCCACUCCUGAAGGAAACUUACUUUGGAGAGAACAGCUGUCUGUGAUUGGCUUUCUUCAGCUUGUGAAAUUGAAAAACUAAGAUUUUCUUUGUUGUAAUUUGUUAUAGAAAGUUUAGAAAGAGUGUUUUUGUAUUGGUGCGGUGUCUCUAUUACUUAUGAGAGAAACACACCUGAAUUAUGUGUCUUUGUUACUAUCUGAAGUGUUUUGCCUGUCAGUUGUGUUUUGGACCCCAUGUCUCUGAAUACUUUAACUGGCACCUUGUGACAAUAACUGCUUUGUACUCUCAACAUAACAUCAACAUUCCUAUGCAAACUUAUAAUAGCAGGGCGAAAUCUAUUUUUAAUGCGUAAAAAUACUUCAAAUUAUUUUGAUUGUUAAUACUUACAGCACCAAAUGCCUCAAGACCCCUUGUGUUUAUUUUUGAACAUACUGGGAGGUAAUUAUUCUUUUCUCGUUUGUGUUUUCAUAGUGUAACUGCAGAUUAGAGGCUGAUCUGACUAGUUGUGCAGAAAAGGGGGAAAUGUUCUAUUUUCUGUCUAAAUGCUGCAGUUUCUUGCAUCUUUACACACUACCAGGUAUUUUAAUAUCAACGCAUCGUGCUGUUUGCCAUCACACCUGUAAACGUUUUGUUCAAAUGUCACUUUAAACACCAGCAAAUACUGUUCAUGUACCUCGAGGGGAUGUUGAUGCCUUACCAUUAUUAACUGUUUAACACCUCAUCAAGUAGAAUGUUCCAAGCCAUAAGACUUUACGUGUGCUUUAAGUGCUCAACAAUGACCAGAUAAAGGUGUUGUGCAAUUUCUGUCACGUGUCUGACCUGAAGUAUCUAUUGCAUUUAUGUUAUAAAACAUAGAUGUAGUUUUUUCUGAAACUGCUAUGCAGCUAAUAUACUGUAAAUGUAGAUCUGUUUUUGAAUAUAUAUUUUUCUAUAUAGGCUCUUCCAUUUUCCACAUAAAGGUUCAGCCUAAUAUUUAUGUUUUUUGCGUGCAACCUGAAACCAACGGCAUUAAAUCUUUUACAUAGUUGAAAAGCAAAUCUAUCUUGCCAGGGAGCAUCUCAGUUGUUCCUUUAGACCGGCGUCUCUGAUUGUGUAUCAGCUUUCUUCUCCUCCUAGACUUUCUUGUUCUGUGGCUCUAAUUCUAAUUUCUCACAGUUAUUCCAACACAGUUGAUUUGCUUAUGUACUUUAUUAACUCUUUAUUUGUUUUUGUUCCUGAAAAAUGCAAGGACAGGAUUUGCCUUUUUGUUUCUUACCAACACUUAAAAACUUUCAAAUACUCACCUGUGGGAGGGAAAAAAAAACUAAACUAAAAUCUCUAUUUGGCUUGUGUUGGGACAUUUCUAUUCUCUUGCAAAUACAUUUCUGUAAAAAUUGCUGCUAUCUAUAUUAAACAUAUAUGCUUCAAA